UUAGACUUGUCCAUGAGAGGGGACGUGGUGGCUGCUGCGCCUCCACACACUACACACAUUACACCGGCUGGAUAUUUUUUACUGUAAAAAAAACAAAAUUAUAAUAAUGAAGUAGAGGAAUAAGUUAUUCCACAAUGUCCUGUUUGCAUACAUGUUCGAAAAGGACAAAAUCCGAGGAGCGAGCUUUCCAGGAGCAAGUAAAACGAGUAGCGCAGGAGAAUGGAAAACGGUUAGGUUUGGAGGGAGAUCCAGAUCUGCAGUUCCUGCUGGUCGGCGGGAAGCUGAUCAAGAUUCGCUCGAAGUCCUGGAAGAAGAACCGCUUCUUCAAACUGCAGGAAGACUGCAAGACAUUGUGGUACGAGUCCCACAAAACAUUCAGGCGGAAACAGACUUUCUCCAUCGAUGACAUUGAUUCCGUGCGCAAGGGCCGCCAGUCUGAGGGGCAUAAUAAACACACCCACAGCAGUGAGGAAGACCGGUGCUUCUCCAUCAUCUUCAAGGGCCGCAAGAAGAAUCUGGACCUGAUGGCAGCCAACGAGGGCGAGGCGAAACAGUGGGUCAACGGCCUGGAGAAGAUCAUGAGCAACAUGCUCAACCUCAGCCGCAAGCAGAAGAGUGAGCAUUGGAUAAUCAACUGCAUGCGCAAAGCAGACAAGAACGACGACAACAAGAUGACCCUGAAGGAGGUGAAGCACUUCCUGAGACAGGUCAACGUUGAAGUGGACGACACUUACGCAGCGGACAUCUUCAAGCAAUGUGACGCGUCCAAUUCAGGCUCCCUGGAGGGCACCGAGAUCAAGCACUUCUACGACCUGCUGACGCACCGGGAAGAGAUAGAUGUGAUUUACGGCAAAUACGCUCACACAGAGGGCCAGAUGAGCGCCAACAACCUGCUCAACUUCUUGUUGAAUGAACAGAGGGAGCAGGUGUCCAUGAAGGACGCUCUCAAGCUGAUUGAAAAAUACGAGGUGGAUGAGACAGCGAAGCAGAAGAAGUGCAUGACCAAAGACGGCUUCCUGAUAUACAUGCACCAGGAGGAUGGCUCCAUCCUCAACCCGGCCCACAAGCAGGUGUAUCAGGACAUGCACCAGCCCCUCAACCAUUAUUACAUCUCCUCCUCACACAACACAUACCUGAUGGCGGACCAGCUCAAAGGACCCAGCAGCACAGAAGCCUACAUUAAAGCUCUGAUGAAGAGCUGUCGCUGCGUGGAGCUAGACUGCUGGGACGGGGCGAACGGCGAGCCGGUCAUUUACCACGGAUACACACUCACAUCCAAAGUGCUCUUUAGAGACGUCAUUAAAGCCAUCAAAGACUACGCCUUCAAAACAUCUGACUACCCAGUGAUUCUGUCCCUGGAGAACCACUGCACCGUGGACCAGCAGAAGCUCAUGGCCAAUUACUUGAUCACCAUCCUGGGUGAUGCUUUGGUCUCCAAGCCGCUGGGCAACAACAUGCCCACCAACUUCCCCUCACCUGAGGAGUUGAAGCUAAAGUUCCUCAUCAAAGGGAAGCGAUCGAACAAACUGGAUGCUGCCCUCAACAACAACAGCUUCACCGAGGAAGACACCGUGUCUGAGGAGGACGAGGCAGCGGACUGUAAGGAGAACGACCAGAAAGCCAAAUCUAAGAAAUCAAAAAUCAAACUUGCCAAAGAGCUCUCAAACAUUGUCAUCUACUGCAAGAGUGUCCAUUUUAAUGGCUUUGAACACGCCAAGGACACGCAAGCCUUCUAUGAGAUGUCCUCCUUCAAGGAGAGUAAAGCUUUCAACCUGGCUGAGACUUCAGCGACGGCCUACAUCCAUCACAACAUGGAGAAACUCAGUAGGAUCUACCCCUCCGGCUCCAGAACGGACUCCUCCAACUAUAACCCAGUGCCCAUGUGGAAUGCUGGCUGCCAGAUAGUGGCGUUGAACUUCCAGACUCCCUCCAAGGAGAUGCACAUAAACCAUGGUCGGUUUCUGCCCAACGGGGGAAGUGGCUACAUCCUGAAACCAGAAUUUCAGAGAAGCCUGUCCUCUCAGUUUGACCCCAGCACACUUUCCAAAGGGCCCUGGCUAAAGAAGAAGACCUUUAAUGUGAUGGUGAUCUCAGCUCAGCAGUUACCGAAAAUCAACAAAGACAAACACAAAUCCAUCGUUGACCCCCUGGUGAGAGUGGAGAUCUACGGCGUCCCAGCAGACAAUGCCAGCAAGGAGACACACCACAUCGAUAACAAUGGGUUCAACCCGAUGUGGAAUGAGCAGUUUGUGUUUGACGUCCACUUCCCGGAGCUGGCCAUGCUGCGGUUUGUGGUGGAGGACUAUGACUCAACAUCCCCGAAUGAUCUCAUCGGGCAGUACUGUCUCCCGAUCACCAGCGUACAGAGCGGGUAUCGCCAUGUCCCGCUGCUCACCAAGAGAGGUGACGUCAUCUGCUCGGCCGGACUCUUUGUGCAUCUCAUGCUCACUGACCAGUAGGACGAACCUUCAUGUCGGCAGCAGCAUUUUUAUAAAAACUCUUGAAAGGAUCUUUGUCCAGUUUUAAAGCUAAACAUAAUUUAACUCAAGUAUAAAAGAAGUGUCAUAUGCCAAGCUGCUGAGUCUCAGUUUCCAGUCAUUGUAUACUUUUAGCUUUAAAAAAAAAAUGUUUUAAAGUAAGUUACAGAGUAUUUGUAUGUUAACAAAGAACGAGUGAAUGAAGAUGUUAAUGAAAGAGCAGAAUGGAAAAGUAUUUAAAGAAAGUCACGAAACUGUAUUUGCCAAAUUGGGGAGGAUGGUGGUACAAUGACAUCAUUUCCUGAGGCUCUUUAUACCUUCAGGAUCAUACAAUAUAUUUCUCAAGAAAUAGAAGUGAACUGUUUCAGUGACUCUUGAUGCCUUAAUUUAAGUUCAGUUAAACAGUAUAUAAUAAUUAAAAAAGGCAAAUGUUUUGCCCAUUGAAAGAGCCACGUGUGUCCGUUCCACAAUGCUUGUCAAAGUUUUAACAUCAAACAUAAAUCUGCUUUUAACAUAUUGAGCAUCAAUUCAUGUUGUCAAGUCUUUAAUGUCAAACUAAUAUUUUUAAAUGAUACUCGUCUUGUCUCUUAUCUGCAUUUGCACUGUAGCUCUCAAAUAAAACCAGCAGAGUCCCUGA
This is a messenger RNA of Pseudoliparis swirei, 3114 nucleotides long. RefSeq names its product phospholipase C, delta 1a (gene plcd1a). The record is from RefSeq and is a predicted model, not a curated record. NCBI's taxonomy places the organism in Eukaryota, Metazoa, Chordata, Actinopteri, Perciformes, Liparidae. Bases 135 to 2459 code for a protein of 774 amino acids. Gene Ontology annotation, biological process: phosphatidylinositol-mediated signaling; lipid metabolic process. Gene Ontology annotation, molecular function: calcium ion binding; phosphatidylinositol-4,5-bisphosphate phospholipase C activity. The transcript has 15 exons.